Messenger RNA from Actinia tenebrosa (Australian red waratah sea anemone), 1119 nucleotides. RefSeq names its product chymotrypsinogen A. The record is from RefSeq and is a predicted model, not a curated record. Gene Ontology annotation, molecular function: serine-type endopeptidase activity. Gene Ontology annotation, biological process: proteolysis. Lineage: Eukaryota; Metazoa; Cnidaria; Anthozoa; Actiniaria; Actiniidae.
UGUUGGGUAAACGGAAGAGAUGAUAUGACUACAAAACCGAUCUUCAUGCCUUGCUAGGUUUAUUUUACUUGUAGCGAAAUAUGCUUUUGUUUUUAGGAUUUCUUCUGGUACUUUUUAAGCCAAUAUCUUCAUCAGGAUGUGGUCAGCGGCCACCAGGAGCGAGAGUCAUAGGCGGAGAUAUCGCUGUACAAAACUCCUGGCCGUGGCAAGUCUCGUUGUCGCUGGGUAACUAUCACACUUGUGGAGGGUCAUUGGUCGCGCCCACGUGGGUUGUGACGUCAGCACAUUGUGUGGUUGUCUUUCCUUUGCCAUACCUCUAUAAUGUGAUUGCAGGUGCCCACAAACUUUAUGGCAAAACUCCUGUGCAGCAGAAAAUCCGAGUAAAGAAUAUCCACAUACAUCAAAAAUAUAAUAAUAAAACCUUGAAGAACGACAUAGCACUGGUUGAAUUGGAAAAACCUGUUCGACUGAGCUCGCGCGUCAACACUAUUUGCCUUCCACAAAUGACCGAUGGGCUUGGAAGUACCAACAGCAAGUGUUAUGUUACAGGUUGGGGACAAACUGAAACAGAAGAAGCAGCAAGUUAUCUCAAGGAGGCUCAACUUCGAGUGGUAAAUCCCCAUACGUGCUACGAGAAGAACAAAAAAUACCAUUCAGUGGAUCAGAAGACCAUGAUUUGCGCAGGAUACCGUCAAGAACGAGGUGGUUGUCAAGGAGACAGCGGUGGUCCGCUUGCCUGUGAGGAGUAUGGACGCUGGGUGUUGAGAGGUGUAGUCAGCUGGGGGAGGUGGGACUGCUCUACGGAGUAUUACACCGUGUUUGCGCGUGUUAGUACGUUUGUCCCUUGGAUCGAAGACAUUAUGGCAGGUAAUGAUGGAAGCUCUACUUUAGGCUGCAGUAUAAAAGACCAGGAAAUUUGCCGUCACUUGGAGAGUGUUUGUUCAGUGAACGCUGCUGUACGAAAAAUGUGUCCCAACAUGUGUGACUCAUGCAGCGAAGCAGAAGGCGGUGCUGGUCAUGUUGACUGUAGUGAUGUGCCUCAAAUUUGCUAUCAAUUGAAGCAGCGAUGCAACGAGGCCAUCGUAUCUAAAGUCUGUACUAAAGUCUGUAAAGGCCACU